Molecule: messenger RNA, 381 nt
Organism: Entamoeba invadens IP1
Lineage: Eukaryota; Evosea; Mastigamoebida; Endamoebidae
Exons: 1
Coding region: 1-381 (126 amino acids)
Source: RefSeq, a predicted model, not a curated record
AUGUGUUUAAUCAAAAGUGUUGAAGAGAAGUGUUGGAGUGAUUAUAAAAGUAUUGUAGUGAUGAAGAACAAGCAUAAGAUGCGGCGAAGUGUUAAGAAAGAGAAAAUGUUGAAACCAAAACGUAUGAGUGAAAUUCGAAAUAAUGGAGAGAAAGAGUCGAGUUGUUUGAGUGUGACACGACAAGAUCACAACACUAGUGUGACACAACAGAAGACAAAAUACCCACGAAUACUAUUCAGACGAAGUGACAGAACACGACAGAGUGAAGACAAAAUUGAGAAAUUGAGUCGUUCAGAGAAGUCACAACGACAACUUGAAGAAGAUGAAAAUAACAAGAUGUUGAAUAGGCAAUAUUGGCGUGGAGUGGAUAACAAUACAUGA